UGGGCUUUCAGAUAAAAAAAGUUAGAAAUCUCUAUGACUAAAAUCCAUCCCGCAAUUAAGGCAUGAAUUCGUCAAAACCAUGUCCUAACGCCUUUUGUAUUUGCCCACUGAGAAUGAAUUGGAGAGUGCGAUACAAAUAUGUCAACAAAUGUGCGGAAUGAAAUGGAAAUGCUUUUACUAAAUUAGAUUAACGAGUUACUUAUGUUUUAUCGUGCAAGCACAAUUCAAGUUAUUGAAUAAGGAGAAAGUAGCUUAUAUUUAAUAACUAUAAUUCCUCUAAACAGUGUGGAGUAGCCUAAAGCUCUUUAAACUACAUGUUCAAAUAUGUCCCUAAAUAUUACUCGUAAUAUAUUCAACGAGGAAAAAUGAGGUUGUGCUAUAUUUCUGUGUUAACUUUAAUAUCAUUAUCCGAGCAUAUCAUAACUACGGAUAGUAGUGGAUUGAAGGACGACACAAGUGGAUCGCUAAAAUAUGUUGAUCUCGAUAAAGACUAUCGGAUUUACCAGAAGAAACUUACUUAUGCAGAGUCGCUAGAGUUUUGUUCAAAAUGUUUGGGUAGCAUGGCCACUUUCGAAACCGCAGCCGAAGCAAAUAAAGUAAAGGACCUCAUUUACAAAAUUUCCGUAUUCAGUGAAGCCUAUGAUACUGGGAAGGAGCCUCAUGAAUUUGGACUGGAUCGAAGAUACUGGUUUGGACUCACAGACGAAAAGAAGGAGGGGGAGUGGGUGUGGAUGAAAAAACCCAAAGUCGAAGGUACACCAGUGUCCAACGUGGCAUCAUACAGGUGGUAUCCUAAACAGCCAGAUCACAUCACAACGAAAUCGGCAGAGCACUGUGCUGGGUUCCCAGUUUAUCACAAAGACGAGCAGAAAGCAGGGAAUGCUACGGGCAGACAAGAAAGUCAUUAUUUCAACGAUUAUCCCUGUGAUAUGAAAAUGUAUUUUAUUUGCAAAAAUACUGGCGAUGCGGACGCAGCCUCUGACCCCUCAUGCACUUCAACCGCGAGUUCACCUAUGCCAGCGACAGAUCCUUCUGCGACCACAACCCCACCAGCGUCCGGCAACGCAACAAUUCCUGCCGGAAACGCAACAGUUCCUGCCGGCAACGCCACAAUUCCUGCCGGAAACGCAACAGUUCCUGCCGGCGACGCCACAAUUCCCGCCGGCAACGAAACAAUUCCUGCCAGAAACACAACAGUUCCCGCCGGAAAUGCAACAAUUCCUGCCGGGAACGAGACAAUUCCUGCCGCAAAUUCGACAGUUGCACCUCCGUCCAAUGCUACUUCCGCUGCGCCUGCUAGCAAUGAAACGUCCACCACAGUCGCACCCGCCGCUGGUAACGAAACUGCUACCACCCCCGCUCCCCCACCAAGCGGCUCUAAUACCACCGUCAAUGCUGAUUCUACGACACCUGCGCCCGGUGUGGCUUCGGGAAGAUCUAUGAGAAGAAAAAGAAGGAAGGCAACGACGGAAGAACCUGAUUAUGGAAUUUUGUCAUCAGUUCGUCGCCAUGCUGUGCAAGGACGCUCUAUGAGAGUUCACCAUUCAAAGUCCACGACUGAAACUGUUCCGUUGGACACUUUAACAACAACUGCUCCCCCUCCAGUAGACAAACGUAGAGCUAUAACCAGAUCCACCACUUCGGAAGAAGAAUUGGUACCAAAAAAGGAAAAAGUUACCAAGGGCAAAAAAGUAUUGUUUGUCGAGAAAAGCGAUGUCGAUUCAAAACGGAAAAUCCACUCCUCCGAAAUUCUAGAUUUUGCGAACGAGGUAAUAUCCAGUGAGGAUGAUGAAGUUGAUAUAGACGAAACAUACUGAUGAUCAUAAAGAAAUAUCGUGAUGCUAAAUACUUUUGACGA
Messenger RNA from Folsomia candida, 1858 nucleotides. Its product is annotated as mucin-5AC-like. The transcript has 6 exons. The coding region runs from base 366 to 1817 and encodes 483 amino acids. Lineage: Eukaryota; Metazoa; Arthropoda; Collembola; Entomobryomorpha; Isotomidae. The record is from RefSeq and is a predicted model, not a curated record.